Molecule: messenger RNA, 1596 nt
Organism: Opisthocomus hoazin
Lineage: Eukaryota; Metazoa; Chordata; Aves; Opisthocomiformes; Opisthocomidae
Source: RefSeq, a predicted model, not a curated record
CCUUCUGUGUUCUCAUUUGCAGGUUGCCUCUCCCUCCUGGUGACAGUGCAGGAUGUUGAGCGUUAUACCACCUUAUUUGCCACUGUCGUCCUUAAGUGUGACUACAGCACCUCUGCACAGCUGCAGGACGUGGUGGUGACCUGGCGCUUCAAAUCCUUCUGCAAGGACCCCAUCUUUGACUACUACUUAACCUCAUACCAGGCUGCUUUAGCUCUUGGACAGGACCCAUCUAAUGACUGCAGUGACAGCCAGCGGCAGGUGCGCAUUGUCAUCCAGAAAUAUGGGCAGAAGGAUCCUGUGCUGGGUACCGACUACCAGCAACGAAAGAUCACCAUUCAGAACCGGGCAGACCUUGUCAUCAGUGAGGUCAUGUGGUGGGACCACGGCGUGUACUACUGCACUGUGGAAGCACCAGGAGAUACCUCAGGUGAUGCGGACAAGGAAGUUAAGCUGAUUGUUCUCCACUGGCUCACAGUACUCCUCAUCGUUCUCGGAGGCCUCUUCCUCCUUCUGCUGAUUGGAAUAUGCUGGUGCCAGUGCUGCCCCCAGUAUUGCUGCUGCCACAUCCCAUGUGUCUGCUGCCCAACCCGCUGCUGCUGUAAUGAGGAAGCACUGGAACGGCAUCGGUUCAUGAAGCAAGCUCAGGCCCUUGCGCCUUGGAUGUCACCCCACAUGUUCUAUGGAGGUGGUGACAGGAACUCACAACUUUCCUCUUACCAGCUGAACCCUCUACUGCAACGAGAUGUGUCUCUGCAGAACAGUCUUCCACUGGUGCAGCCACAAGCUCAGCUUUCCCCUAACAAGGGUGUUUUGGACUAUCUGGAGUCUGAAAUCCAAAACCUUAACAUGUCCCAGCUCCGGCCACCCUCCCACCAGCGGCAGGCUGUGCAGCCCAGCUUGCUGUCCUCCCUGGGCUCUGAGAUCAUGCCGCCUCCUCUCGCUGAUCACGUCUCCUCCAUCCAUGGGCGCAGCAACCCCUCCUCACAGCCACAGAGAGCUGCCCGCAACCCCAGACCCUGGGACUCUGCAGCAGAGGACAGGAGGGAAAACCAGAGGUGGCCCUUGCCUUCCAGUGGGGAUUCUCAUUCCAGCCAUAGUCGGGAGCCCUGGGACAGGCAGCGAGAGGACCAUCCUCAGAGGCAGAGGACAGGCGGCUACAAUGGCAGGCCCCAGCACUCCAGACGGGAUGUGUCACCCCCACGCCAGGCUGAGAGGGGCAAGAGCAGCAGCAGCACCUCUAGUUUCUAUCCGGAGGAGGCCAAGGAGCAUUCCAGCCACCAUCAUGGCUGGAGACAGGAGCCUGCAAGGAGGCGAGACUACGAGCACUACACCAGGAGGAGCAAUAACUCAGGUCAGCGGCGUCACAGCUACUCUCCCCCUUCUCGCCGGGGGUCAUGGAGCUCCUCAGAGGAGCAAGUCCGUCUCCCAGCGACAAACCGCAGGCGGCGGCACCGGUCUCGGGAAUGGCCAGAAGAUAAACCCCCCAGUUAUCGCUCAUUAGAAGUCAUCCCAAGUCAGGACAAGAAGCACAAAGACAGGGCAAGGCCACGCUCGGACAGAGGAAGUUCCCACAGUGGAAGAAGCAUAGUCAUUUAA